AUGUCCAGCUUGCCACACACUCUCUUCACUCUACAACUCCGCCGACUAUCACAUCUUGCCAAAUCCUCAAACUCGGAUCCAUCAGCUGCAUCCAACCCCAUAACAACAACCACAACCAGAUACCAGCACAACAAGGUCGACACGAUGAAGUUGACAUUCAAGGAUCUUAAGCAACAGAAGUUUGUUAUCGAGGCCGAGCCCUCAGAGACGUCAAAGAUCGCAUCCGAGAAGGGAUGGGAGCCAUCGACACAGAAGCUCAUCUACUCGGGUAAGAUUCUGCAAGACGACAAGACCGUCGAGUCGUACAAGAUCGAGGAGAAGGGUUUCAUCGUCUGUAUGACCUCCAAGCCCAAGGCUGCUCCUUCAAAACCUUCAGCACCCGCGACCCCCGCCCCCGCUGCACCCGCCACAACUCCUGCUCCUCCUCAAGCACCGACAUCCUCUUCAACCUCCGCGUCCGCCCCCGUCCCCGCUACUCCCUCUCCUGCCACGAAUGAGAGCAGCCGCUUCAACGAUCCCUCGGCACUCACUCUUGGCGAUGAGCGCGCUGCGGCCAUCUCUAACAUGGAGGCCAUGGGCUUCCCUCGCGCCGACAUCGAUCGUGCCAUGCGCGCCGCUUUCUUCAACCCCGAUCGCGCUGUCGAGUACCUUCUGAACGGCAUUCCCGAAAGCGCUCAACGUGAGCAAGAGCAGCAACAGCAGAACCAGGCUGCACCUAGACAACAGAGUCAGGCUCCCACUGCUGCUCCUGCUGCUGCACAAUCUACUGGUGCUGACGACGAAGGCCUCAACCUUUUCGAGGCUGCUGCUCAGGCUGCCCAGGGUGGUGGCCGCGGAAGUACUCGUGCAGCUCAGCCCGCUCAGGGCGCUGAGGCUGGACUAGGUGCAGGUGGUGACCCUCUGGAGUUCCUCAGAAACAACCCCCAAUUCCAGCAACUUCGCCAGCUCGUUCAGGCUCAGCCCCAGAUGCUCGAGCCUAUCCUUCAGCAGGUUGCCGCUGGUAACCCUCAAAUCGCACAGCUUAUCGGCCAAAAUCCUGAAGCUUUCAUGUCUCUUCUUGCUGAGGAUGUUGACGACGACGCCGCUCUCCCCGCUGGUGCUCAAGCCAUCAGUGUUACUGAAGAGGAGAGAGAAGCCAUCGAGAGAAGAGACCUUGUCAUUCAAGCUUACUUUGCAUGCGACAAGAACGAGGAGCUCGCAGCCAACUUCCUCUUUGACCAGCCUGAGGAUCCUGAGGAGCAAUAA
This is a messenger RNA of Aureobasidium vineae, 1245 nucleotides long. NCBI's taxonomy places the organism in Eukaryota, Fungi, Ascomycota, Dothideomycetes, Dothideales, Saccotheciaceae. The record is from the annotation of a GenBank genome assembly.